GAGCAAAUCUUAUAUUUUUCUCAAAAAUUUUGGAUUGUAUAUUACCUUCAAAAGAGCAAAAGUUGGCAGUCCUCAGAAUUUGCAACCAACUUCACGUUUUUUUCAGGGCUACUGUAGCACAUUAAAAUAUUGUGGUAUUCUCUACGUCUUGCGAAGUAACCAAAUCACAACCAUGGCCGACAAAGCUGCUGCUGAAAAACCCGUUGGACGUCCAAUGAAAUAUCCAUACACUUUCUCGGCUAAAUUGGCCCAGUUCCCAAUCAAGCAUUAUAUUAAGAAUCAGUGGAUCUGGCGCUAUUACUUUAUUUCAGUGGUUGCUUGUAUUCCUGUCUUCUACAAGAUCAGCAAGUUGGCCAACUCGCCCGAAAACAAGAAGGCCUGGGCUGAAAGCCAAGCGAAGGAGGCUGCCUCGCACCAUUGAUUUGCUAAGCUAUGCGGUGCUGUCAUUGAUUUAGUUGUUUAAAGUUGCAUCUAUAUACAUUUCAAAGCUGCAUCAGUUGGCUUAACAUGAAUAUUGAUUGGUGAAUAAAUGAUUUAAAGCGGA
Molecule: messenger RNA, 544 nt
Organism: Drosophila novamexicana
Lineage: Eukaryota; Metazoa; Arthropoda; Insecta; Diptera; Drosophilidae
Gene: roh
Exons: 3
Coding region: 173-421 (82 amino acids)
Source: RefSeq, a predicted model, not a curated record